AAAGAAAUUAGGACAAUGAGAGCAGUAAUUCUUGUUGGUGGAUAUGGAACUAGAUUAAGACCACUUACAUUAAUGUCGACCUAACCAUUGGUUGAAUUUGCUAAUAAGCCGAUGCUUUUACAUCAAAUUAGAAGCUCUGUAGAAACAAAUGUAAAAGAAGUAAUAUUAGCUGUAUCUUAUCGUGCGGAAAGAAAUGGAAAAAGAUUUAGGUGAGAAGCUAAAAAGUUAGGAGUACGUUUAAUAUUUUCACACGAGCCAGAACCAUUGGUACUGCAGGACCCGCUUGCACUUGUACAUGACCUUUUGUGUUCAGGGGAUGAACCAUUCUUUGUAUUAAAUUCUGAUAUCAUUUGUGAUUUUCCAUUCAGGCAGUUAUUAGAAUUUCAUAAAAAUCAUGGUAAAGAAGGGACUAUAAUUGGUACUAAAGUUGAAGAACCAUCAAAAUAUGGUGUAGUUGUUUGCGACGAUGGAAAGAUAGAGAGCUUUGUAGAAAAACCACAAGAAUUUAUCUCUAAUAAAAUUAAUGCAGGUACUCAGUAUGUAGAUUUUAACCCAAGUGUCUUAAAAAGAAUAGAGCUAACGCCUACAAGCAUAGAAAAAGAAGUCUUUCCCCAUAUGGCACGAGAUGGAGAAUUAUUUGCAAUGGAAUUAACAGGAUUUUGGAUGGAUGUAGGACAACCGAAAGAUUUCCUCAAAGGAAUGAGUAUGUACCUGACAUCUUUAAGACAGAUUCCAGAAAAAUUGUACUCUGGUCCAGGUGUUGUAGGAAGUUUAAUAGAUGAAACAGCAAAAAUUGGUAAAGAUUGUAGAAUUGGACCAAAUGUUACAAUUGGUCCUGGUGUGUUAUCUGAUGGAUGUUGCAUCAAACGGAGCACCAUUCUUAAGGCAGCUGUAAUAAAAGAGCAUGCAUGGCUAGAUGGGUGCCAUCGUAGGAGGAGAAGCGUUGUAGGACGUUGGGUACGAAUGGAGGGUACAACGGUACUCGGUGAAGAGGUAAUUGUUAAAGACGAAUUAUAUAUUAACGGAGGUCGUUUACCUCACAAGAAUAUUUCCAGUUCCGUGCCAGAGCCGCAAAUAAUCAUGUGACUAAAGACAAUACUAUUUCUUAGGGCACGCGUUGAACGUAAUCAGCGAUCAAAACUACGAAACAUUUUACAAAGAAAAAAGUUUUUAUCAGCAUUUUUACAACUAUAUAUAAUUAAUGUUCAUAUCGUUUUUAUAUUUACAAUUUAAAUUAACUUUACUGGUAGUCCUCGUACUACUAUCGCAGCUGCAGUCAUGUAUUGAGAACAGACAUUUUUGGAUUUUGCUACUGCCCUUAACAUCUCAGGUUCUAUAGGCACGUUUUGUGUGCUGUUUGGUGUAUUUUUAAAAAUUCUAAUCGAAUGAAAAAUUAUUGUAAUAAUAAAGUAAAAUUGAAAAAUAAAGAAA
Messenger RNA from Osmia bicornis bicornis, 1431 nucleotides. RefSeq names its product mannose-1-phosphate guanyltransferase beta (gene Gmppb). NCBI's taxonomy places the organism in Eukaryota, Metazoa, Arthropoda, Insecta, Hymenoptera, Megachilidae. Gene Ontology annotation, biological process: GDP-mannose biosynthetic process; cell wall mannoprotein biosynthetic process. The record is from RefSeq and is a predicted model, not a curated record. Gene Ontology annotation, molecular function: GTP binding; mannose-1-phosphate guanylyltransferase (GTP) activity. Gene Ontology annotation, cellular component: cytoplasm.